AUGGGGUCUCAGGCCUCCACGUUACUCGAGGAGAUCAAGAAGGAGACCGACUUUUCCCACGGUCAGAUCAUUCGUCUCUACAGCCGGUUCACCAGCCUGGACAAAGGAGAUAAUGGGACUCUCAGCCGGGAAGAUUUCCAGAGGAUUCCAGAACUUGCCAUCGACCCACCGGGGGACAGGAUUAUUAAUGCCUUCUUUCCAGAGGGAGAGGACCAGGUAAACUUCCGUGGAUGCAUGAAAACUUUGGCUCAUUUCCGACCCAUUGAGGACAAUGAAAAGAGCAAAGAUGUGAAUGGACCAGAACCACUCGACAGCCGAAGCAACAAACUGCACUUUGCUUUUCAAUUGUAUGAUUUGGAUGAAGAUGACAAGAUCUCUCGUGAUGAGAUGUUACAGGUGCUAUGCAUGAUGGUUGGAGUGAGUAUCUCAGAUGAGCAGCUGGGCAGCAUUGCAGACAGGACCAUGCAGGAGGCUGACCAGGAUGGGGAUAGUGCUAUAUCUUUCACAGAAUUUGUUAAAGUUUUGGAGAAGGUGGAUGUAGAACAGAAAAUGAGCAUCCGAUUUCUUCACUAAAGGACAGACCAAACUGUUCCUUGCUUUCUAGUAUUUAAGAACUGGAACUUAAGAGUCCUCCUGUCCACCAACCCCACCUCCACUCCAUC
Sciurus carolinensis (gray squirrel) is the source of this 662-nucleotide messenger RNA. Its product is annotated as calcineurin B homologous protein 1-like. The transcript has a single exon. Gene Ontology annotation, molecular function: calcium ion binding. NCBI's taxonomy places the organism in Eukaryota, Metazoa, Chordata, Mammalia, Rodentia, Sciuridae. The record is from RefSeq and is a predicted model, not a curated record. The coding region runs from base 1 to 573 and encodes 190 amino acids.